Molecule: messenger RNA, 1815 nt
Organism: Gracilinanus agilis (Agile Gracile Mouse Opossum)
Lineage: Eukaryota; Metazoa; Chordata; Mammalia; Didelphimorphia; Didelphidae
Product: sodium-coupled monocarboxylate transporter 1-like
Exons: 15
Coding region: 1-1815 (604 amino acids)
Biological process (GO): propanoate transmembrane transport; sodium ion transport
Cellular component (GO): membrane
Molecular function (GO): organic acid:sodium symporter activity
Source: RefSeq, a predicted model, not a curated record
AUGAGCGCACAGGAGGAAAACAGGACUUUCGUGGUGUGGGACUACUUGGUAUUCGCGGGGAUGCUGUUCAUGUCCGUAGCUAUAGGGGUUUACUAUGCCUUCCGCAGAGGCGGCCAGCAGACCAAGGAAGACUUUCUGAUAGGCGGCCGGAAGAUGACCGCCGUGCCCGUGGCUCUGUCCCUCACCUCCAGUUUCAUGUCUGCCAUCACGAUCCUGGGUGUCCCCUCGGAGAUCUAUCGCUUCGGGGCCAUAUUUUCUCUUUAUGCACUCUCCUAUAUCGUUGUGAUGGUCGUCUCUGCCGAGAUCUUCCUCCCAGUCUUUUACAAGCUGGGUAUUACUAGCACCUACGAGUAUCUAGAGCUUCGUUUUAACAAACGUAUUCGCCUCUGUGGAACGGUUCUGUUCAUCCUUCAAACAAUUCUGUAUACUGGAGUUGUUAUUUAUGCUCCUGCUCUUGCUAUGAAUCAAGUCACAAAAAUCAACUUGUGGGGCACAAUUAUUGCUACAGGAGCGGUCUGUAUUUUCUGCAGCUCAAUGGGUGGAUUCAAAGCUGUUGUCUGGAUACAUGUUUUCCAAGCUGGCAUCAAGCUGGCAGGAUUUUUGGCUGUGAUCAUACAGGGUACUGUGGUCCAAGGUGGAAUCAGUAAUGUCCUAAAUGAUUCCUAUCAUGGAGGAAGAUUAAACUUCUGGGACUUCAAUCCCAAUCCUUUCCAGAGAUACACAUUCUGGACGAUCAUCGUUGGUGGGUCUUUCACAUAUAUCACCAUUUUUGGUAUCAACCCAACCCAAGUCCAGAGGUACAAUUCCUGCAAAAGCCGCUUCCAUGCCAAAAUGUCCCUUUAUAUAAAUCUUAUAGGAUGCUGGGCUAUUCUUGCCUCUACAACAUUGUGUGGUCUUGUCCUUUAUUCAAGAUACCAUGACUGCGAUCCUUGGACAGCAAAGAAAGUGGCAGCACCAGAUCAGCUUAUACCCUAUUUAGCAAUGGACAUCCUGCGAGAUUACCCAGGACUCCCAGGACUCUUUUUGGCAUGUAUAUAUAGUGCAACAUUGAGCACUGUGUCUGCCAGUGUUAAUGCUUUAGCUGCAGUAACAGUCUCAGACCUCAUCCAACCUCACUUUCCAUCACUCUCAGAAAAGGCGUGGCUUUGCAAAAUGACAAGUUUGCUAUAUGGAUCCCUGGCUAUUGGAAUGGCAGCCAUGGCAUCACUCAUGGGAGGUUUGUUACAGGUGGUGCUCAGUAUCUUUGGUGUGAUUGGUGGACCCCUUUUGGGCUUGUUUUCUUUGGGCAUUUUGGUUCCCUUUGCUAACUCAGUGGGGGCAUUUGUAGGACUCAUAACAGGAUUUGCCAUUUCCCUUUGGAUUGGAAUUGGAGCUCAGCUUUAUCCUCCCCUUCCAGAGAGAAGUGUACCACUGAGCCUCAUUACAGAUGGUUGUAACUUAACUAGCUUUCACCAACAGAGGAACUGGACUGUAACCACAGGGGCACCAUUUUCUCCAAAUGCUUUUCAAGUUCACAAUGAGGAAAGAACUCCUCUAAUGGAUAACUGGUAUUCCUUAUCAUUCUUGUACUUCAGCACCAUUGGAACAUUGGUCACUAUACUUGUGGGAAUAAUUGCUAGCCUUCUAACAGGAGGAAGGAGACAGAGCAUAGAUGAUAGAUUCCUACUAACCAAAGAGGACUUUUUAUCCAACUUUAAUUUUUUCAAGAAGGAAAAACGAGUUUUAAACCAACAGCUUUAUGUGAUUAGAAAUGGUGGAACUAAUGCGCCUGACUUCAGCCAACCAACCAACCAACCAACUAAUCAAUCAACAUGA